Messenger RNA from Zophobas morio, 2266 nucleotides. RefSeq names its product SANT and BTB domain regulator of class switch recombination. The transcript is spliced from 8 exons. The coding region runs from base 63 to 2237 and encodes 724 amino acids. Lineage: Eukaryota; Metazoa; Arthropoda; Insecta; Coleoptera; Tenebrionidae. The record is from RefSeq and is a predicted model, not a curated record.
AUUUUGAAUCCGUGUUGAGUUCUUUGAAAUCCAUUAGUUAAUUAAUUAAAGGGAAAUUAAUAAUGGAAAAAGGCACAGAAGGAGAAAAGGGGUCUGUUGUGACCGUGACGUCAAAGCAGUCGUCGAAUUGCUCCGAAAUUACCAUUAAAGAGUUCUUGGAUUUUCUUCGGACUGCGUAUCAGCUGCAAGAUAGUCUUGAAACCAUGCUUUUGAACAACGGAAUGACACAAGCUGUCGACUGGUUGAAAUUAAAAGAGAACGAUCUUGUCAAACCAAAAGAAACAGAAACAGAGCCUAAAUUGAAAGCAGAGGACAAAAAAGAUUUAGUGAAAAAAAAGAGCGAAGUUGGAAGUGAAGGGGAUUCCAUCAAAAGUAAGUUGAACGAGGUGCUGUCCGAAGGGCUCCUUGACUCAGUUUUACCCUAUUUGGUCCCGAGUUCGUCUCAUCCUGUUUCUAGAAGGAGCAGCGUGGGUAAAGUUCCAUCAGAAAAACUAAGUCAAGCGGUUGUUUCUGCCACUUCGGUGGUAAAGAAGAAGAGUUCAGAGACUUUAAAGACUUCGCUUACGAAAACAGACUCCGAGGUGGAGAUCCACGUGUGCGACGAGGUCAAAAACAUGAAAAAGGACUUUGUCUGCAACCAGAAGCUCCUCGUGGAGAAAAUGGGCUACUUCGCGGAGGUCACCACCGGGCAGCGUCUGGAAGACAUGGACAUCUCCGUGCACUGCGACAUCGGCAUCUUCGAGUGGCUCAUGAAAUGGGUGAAAAAGGAUUCGCUCCUGGAGGAAGACUGGCCCCAGCUGGACGCCCAGUGCGUCGUGCCCAUCCUCGUGUCCGCCGCCUUCCUCCAGAUGGAGCCUCUGCAGCACGACUGCCUCCUCUUCUGCCACCAGCACAUGAACGAGAUCCUCCGCACCGCCACCAACCUCUCCUGCUUGAACGACUCCAUCCUGACGCGCCUCGCCGCCAUGUACACCAACACGGAGGUGGAGAUGAUCAAGGACAGGAAGGACAAGAUCCAGAGCAGGAUCUAUACGAAGUUGAUCCAGUCGCUGGCGGAACCGUGGCCGGAGAGCGUUAGGGGCCACUGGAGCUCCGUGGCCAGAGUCUACAGAUGUGGCAAAUGCCAGCAGCUCGUGAGCCCCGCUGUGGCCCCCCAGAUCCCGUGCGCCCCCUCGUGCAUGCAGCUGCAGUGCGACGGGUCCAUCCUCAGCCACCACGUGCGCGACCCCUCGUGGAACAUCAACGACUACAUCCUCAAACUUCACAAAGCGUUAAAAACCUGGCGCAAGGUGUACUGGAGGCUGUGGGGCGACGCUCAUUUUCUGUAUUGCACCACGUGCAAGCGCUUCUUCCCCGCCCACCAGAUCGGCUGGUGCCGCCACCACCCAGAUCCGCCGCAGUACUUCACGCUGGACGCCCAGAAGGCACCGCUCCCCGUAGGCAGGUAUCCCUGCUGCGGCGAGCGGGCCUACCGCUUCCAGCUGCUCCAGGACUACUCCGGGUGUCAGUUCCGGGAGCACACGGUGUCGGCGAAGGACGUGCGGGACUCCGCCGUGCUGGCUCUCCUGGAGAACUACAGGCAAUUGAUAGAGGAGGAGCCGCCGCAGCUGAUGUUCCCGGAGCGCCUGACGAGGUUGGUGGCGAGGGACCCCUCGGCCGGGGACUCCAAGAAGCUGGUGUGUAAGGAGAACUUCUGGUGGGAGGGGUUCCAGAUAGUGCCGCCGAGACCCAAGCUGGGGCUGCUGACGGGGUUCGCCAACAGGCGGCUGAUACAGGAGGCGGAGGCGGCGCCGGCGGCGGAAGAGUCGAGCGACGAAUGCAGCGAUGAGAGCUCGGGGACGACCUCGAGCGGAUCGUCGUCGUCGAGCUCGACGAGGGGCAGCGCUGAGAGCAACCCGCCGCCCCCGCUUCAGAAGGUGAUCAAGCGAAAAAGGGCGAAGCGUGAAGGGCGCCUCUGGCAACAUAACCUCUCGGCGAGAAGUAACCAAGACAUACAAAGGGCCUACGAAGAAAACGCCAUUAAAGAAAUCACCACAAUGUUAAAUCGGCGAACCGCAACCAUAUCGGAAGGGAUUUCCAAAAAUCCGAAGGGCUUUUUGCGCAGCGCCACUCCAUUAGGUGGAAUUUGGGUGCGUCUCGAAACCGAAUGGAAAGAAAUGUACUGUGCGUCCAACUCCCAGCAGAAGACUCGCAGCAUCUUCACUGGAAAAAUUCGCCCCAAACCACUGAAAAUGUAAUUAACCCCCAAUAAACCCUCUGAAUACGA